CAAUAUUAAGUAAAUUGAUAUUUAUGUUGUUUUAUAUGUUUUACGCAUCUAAAAAUAUAUUGAAAUACAUUGUAAACCGAAUCAGCUAAUAUAUAAUGAUAAAAUGACUGGAAUAUCUAGUUUUUAGAUGAUGUUUAUAAAAGAGGAAAAUUAAACUGUUAUGGAAUUGAUGGAAGAACAUGUUAAGCAUGACACGUGUAAUCAACAAAAAGAAAAAUUACAAGAUGUUCCAUGUUGUUGUUCUCAGCGCUGGAUUCUGGCAUACACUUCAUUCUUUGGAGUUGUGUUAGUGUAUGCCGUAAGAGUUAAUUUGAGUGUUGCUAUAGUAUGUAUGGUUAGAAAUGUUAAUUCAACCUCAGAAAAUAACGGGACUAUGAUAGAUACAACUACGUGCCCAGGUGAUGCAGAAAGCCAAACAGUAUUUAAUACGCAUGCUGAGUUUGACUGGGACAAAACUACGAGAUCUUCAAUUCUAGCUUCAUUUUUCUAUGGAUAUAUAUGUACACAAGUGUUAGGAGGUUGGUUUGCAGACCGUUAUGGUGGGAGACGUGUAUUUGGCGUUGCUAUGGCAGUCUCAUCUAUCUGCACUAUUUUGACGCCAAUUUGUGCUAGGACAUCAGUCAUUUUAGUAUUUGUCUUACGUGUAAUCAUUGGACUAGCGACAGGUACAGUGUUUCCAGCAAUGCAGUCAAUGUGGGGACGAUGGACACCCUCUUUAGAAAGAAGUAAAUUAAUGACGUUUACCUCUGUAGGAACUAUGUUUGGUGUAGUUGCAACAUUUGCCUCUUCUGGUUAUUUGUGUGAAUAUGGCUUUGACAAUGGAUGGGGUUCCAUUUUCUAUAUCACAGGUGGGUUUUCGUGUAUUUGGGUGAUGGUCUGGUUCAUCCUGACACGUGAUACACCUUCAGAACACCCCCGGAUAUCUUCUCAGGAAAGAGAUUACAUAAUCAAUUCCAUAGACUUUGACACAACAAAAAGGACGUCUAAAGUGCCAUGGACUGAAUUUGCAAGAUCACCAGCAUUGCUAGCAUGCAUAACAGCACACAUGUGUAACAAUUGGACGAACUAUACAUUGCUAACAAGCCUCCCCGAUUUUAUGAAGUCUGUCAUGAAAUUUAAUAUAAAGAGUAAUGGUCUUCUGACAGCUUUGCCGUACUUAUGCCAAGCUGUAUCAGGACUAGCUGCUGGACAAAUAACUGAUCUUAUACGAAGUAGAAAGAUUUUAUCAACAACAGCAACCAGACGAUCAACUGGUGCUAUCGCAUUCACAGGGGCAGCAGUUUUCCUGGUAGCUACUGGUUUUAUGUCAUGUGAUCACCGUGACAUGGCUGUUGCUUUCCUGUCACUUGCAGUAAUGUUUACUGGUUUAAAUAGAGCAGCAUUUAUAGUUAACCACAAUGACUUUGCCCCGAAGUAUGCUGGUGUACUUUUUGGAAUAACUAACACAUUUGCAACGAUACCAGGAAUGAUUGCUCCAAUCGUUGCAGGUGAGCUUACACCAAAUGAUACCUCCGAAGAAUGGCGAAAUGUAUUUUACCUAUGUGCAGCAUUCUGUAUACUUGGGACGUUGGUGUUUGGAGGUUUAGCUCGUGGCGAAGUUCAGGAAUGGGCCAAAGACAAAAGUGACGAUGUGUGGAUAGAAACAAAAUCAAACAUGCCAACAAUACAACUCUAUACAUGACAAAGAACACGGAAUUGCCUACAGACCUGACAUAUGUUGAAUGAAUAUAUUAUGAUGUUCGUAUUGUCAUGUCUGCAAGUGUAAUAACAUACCUGGACAAUAUACUGUCAUAGAUCAAUGAUAGAAUCAGUAUUUUUUCUCUAUUUUAAACAUAUGCUCUCUGAAACUAUCUUUAUUUUGUUAAUCAUUCACCUCUAUCUAUAGCUUUUUGACAAGAAUAAACUUAUCAUAGAU
Messenger RNA from Mytilus trossulus (common blue mussel), 1915 nucleotides. RefSeq names its product sialin-like. The coding region runs from base 161 to 1681 and encodes 506 amino acids. The transcript is spliced from 11 exons. The record is from RefSeq and is a predicted model, not a curated record. Gene Ontology annotation, biological process: transmembrane transport; monoatomic anion transport. Lineage: Eukaryota; Metazoa; Mollusca; Bivalvia; Mytilida; Mytilidae. Gene Ontology annotation, cellular component: membrane. Gene Ontology annotation, molecular function: transmembrane transporter activity.